Pelmatolapia mariae (spotted tilapia) is the source of this 2653-nucleotide messenger RNA. RefSeq names its product ryanodine receptor 2-like. Lineage: Eukaryota; Metazoa; Chordata; Actinopteri; Cichliformes; Cichlidae. The record is from RefSeq and is a predicted model, not a curated record. The coding region runs from base 80 to 2653 and encodes 857 amino acids. The transcript is spliced from 25 exons. Gene Ontology annotation, biological process: release of sequestered calcium ion into cytosol by sarcoplasmic reticulum; striated muscle contraction. Gene Ontology annotation, molecular function: ryanodine-sensitive calcium-release channel activity. Gene Ontology annotation, cellular component: smooth endoplasmic reticulum; calcium channel complex; sarcoplasmic reticulum membrane.
CAACAAGCCCAGAAGGAUAUCACAGGCCAGUCAGCUUUCUUUUGAAGGAGCUUCAGCUUUCAGUCCAAGACCCACUGAUAUGAGUAAUGUGACAUUGUCCAGAGACUUGCAGUCAAUGGCAGAGCUGCUUGCAGAGAAUUAUCAUAAUAUCUGGGCCAGGAAAAAGAAAGUGGAGCUGGAAGCCAGAGGUGGAGGAAACCACCCACUGAUGGUUCCUUACGACACAUUGACUGCCAAAGAAAAAUCCAAAGACAGAGAAAAAGCACAAGAUAUCCUUAAGUUCCUCCAAAUCAAUGGUUACAUUGUGUCCAGAGGUGUGCAGUCACAGGAGCUAGACACUCCUGCCAUAGAGAAACGAUUUGCCUACACCUUUCUCCAGCAGAUCAUCACCUAUGUGGACCAGGCACACCAACACAUGAUGGAGUUUGAUGUGGGAACACGACCAAAGGGAGAGAAGAUUCCUCAUGAGCAGCAGAUCAAGUUCUUUGGAAAGGUCGUCCUGCCGUUGGUGGAUCAGUACUUUAAAAACCACAGGCUGUACUUCUUGUCCACGGCCAUCCACCCCAUCAGCAGUGGUGGCCAUGCCUCUAACAAGGAGAAGGAAAUGGUGACCAGUCUUUUCUGCAAACUGGGAGUUCUUGUCAGACAUAGGAUAUCCUUGUUUGGGAACAAUGCCACUUCCAUUGUCAACUGUCUGCAGAUACUGGGACAAAGCCUGGAUGCCAGGACAGUGAUGAAGACGGGCCUGGAGUCAGUGAAGGCGGCUUUACGGUCAUACUUCGACAGCGCAGCGAAGGAUCUGGAGAAGACUCAGGAGAACCUGAAGCUCGGUCAGUUCACUCACAGCAGGGACCAACCACGAGGAGCGACUCAGAUCAUCAACUACACCACCUUCGCCCUGCUCCCCGUCCUCUCCUCACUGUUUGAACACAUCGGACAGAACAUGUUUGGAGAAGACCUCAUUUUGGGUGAUGUCCAGGUUUCCUGCUACAGAAUCCUUAACAGCCUCUUCCUUCUGGGAACCAACAAAAGUAUCUAUGUUGAGAGACAACGUCCAGCAAUGGGAAAGUGUUUAGCAGCCUUCGCAGCAGCAUUCCCUGUUGCCUUUCUUGAGCCUCACAUGAACAAGUUUAACAGCUUUUCCAUCUAUAACAGCAAAGGAAGCAAAGACAGAGCAGCUCUAGGCCUUCCUGGGCAGGUUGGGGAGGUUUGUUCACUGAUCCCCAAUUUGGAGAAGUCUUUGGAGGAGAUUGUAGAGCUAGCAGAGUCCGGCAUGAAGUACACGCAGAUGCCUCAUGUUAUGGAGGUGGUCUUGCCGAUGUUGUGCAGCUACAUGUCUCACUGGUGGGAACAUGGACCGGAAAGCGACCCAGACAAAGCCAACAACUGCUGCACCUCUGUGACCUCUGAAUACAUGAAUACUCUGCUGGGAAACAUUCUCAAGAUCAUCUACAACAACCUGGGAAUAGAUGAGGGCGCCUGGAUGAAGAGGCUGGCUGUCUUCUCCCAGCCAAUUAUCAGCAAAGCCAAACCUCAGCUGUUAAAGACCCACUUCUUGCCCUUGAUGGAGAAACUCAAAAAAAAAGCAGCUGUUGUGCUGAUGGAUGAAGAACAUAGCAAGGCAGAGGGGAGGGGUGAGAUGUCAGAGACAGAGCUCCUCAUCAUGGACCAAUUUACUAUCCUGGUCAGAGACCUGUACGCCUUCUACCCUCUCCUCAUACGAUUCGUUGACUACAACAGGGCCAGAUGGCUUAAAGAGUCCAAUCCAGAGGCAGAGGAGCUGUUCCGAAUGGUGGCUGAGGUUUUUAUCUUCUGGGCCAAGUCUCACAACUUCAAGAGAGAAGAGCAGAACUUUGUGGUCCAGAAUGAAAUUAACAACAUGUCCUUCCUCAUCACUGACACCAAGUGCAAGAUGUCAAAGGGAAUAGUUUCAGACCAGGAGAGGAAGAAGAUGAAGAGAAAAGGUGAUCGAUACUCGAUGCAGACAAGUUUGAUUGUUGCUACUCUAAAGCGCCUGCUGCCCGUGGGACUCAACAUUUGUGCUCCAGGAGAACAAGAGCUUAUCGCACUGGCUAAGAACCGCUUCACUCAGAAAGACACAGAGGACGAAGUUCGAGAGGUCAUCAGGAACAACCUACAUUUACAAGGAAAGUCAGAGGACCCAGCAAUUCGUUGGCAGAUGGCUCUGUACAGAGACCUCCCAAACCACUAUGAGGAUACUACUGACCCAGAGAAGACUGUGGAGAGAAUCCUGGAUAUUGGUCAUGUCCUCUUCCACCUGGAGCAGGUGGAGCAUCCUCAGCACAGUAAGAAGGCUGUGUGGCACAAACUGCUUUCAAAACAGAGGAAGAGAGCUGUGGUCGCUUGCUUCAGGAUGGCACCACUCUAUAACCUGCCAAGGCACCGGGCUGUAAACUUGUUCCUGCAGGGCUACGAAAAGUCCUGGAUCGAGACAGAGGAGCACUACUUUGAAGAUAAACUCAUAGAAGACCUCGCUAAACCAGGUGAACAGGAGCCAUCUGAGGAAGAGGAGGGGCAGAAACACAAACACAUAGAUCCCCUGCAUCAGCUCAUCCAGCUGUUCAGCAGAACAGCCCUAACAGAAAAAUGCUGUUCCAACUUGGACUACCUCCAACCCCCCCCUCCUGCAUAA